Molecule: messenger RNA, 3111 nt
Organism: Penicillium angulare
Lineage: Eukaryota; Fungi; Ascomycota; Eurotiomycetes; Eurotiales; Aspergillaceae
Exons: 2
Coding region: 1-3111 (1036 amino acids)
Source: RefSeq, a predicted model, not a curated record
AUGUCAUCGGCUCUCAAUCAUCUUCGAGGCCUUUCGGGGAUAUCCUCUUUAAGAGCCGCGCAUCCUCGGACUUUUAAGUGGUACAAGAAUUGGAAUUUUGGCGAUAUUAUACGCCCUACGCAUCACUGCCGCGACCUGCUGCGAGAUGCCUCUGGAGACAACCGCCGCUUAUUCCACACAAAUGGUCCCUCUCGUGGGCUCGACUCCCGCGUCCUAGCUAUAGACUCGGACGUUCAGCACGAAGACAGCAUCGAAGUCAAAAAUGGACAGGACGACUCAUCAGCGCGUGUUCGAUAUCCCCGAAGAAAAUGCACCACCAAGUCUACGCUUACACCCUCUGAAUACCUUUCUGAUUCCCUUCAACAAGCAGGCCAUCCUCUUGGGUCUGGAAGGCGAUUCAAAACAGCCGCCGGAAUUUCGAAACGCAAUACAAAAUACGUCAUCUCUCCUAAAAAUCUCUUAAAGAAAGAACCUCGAUCACGUUCUGUGCGACAGUCUCUACAAACAACGCUUGGUCAAUACAUCCAAUAUGUCGAUCCUUUACUUCGCAGUGUUUCUGAGGCAGAUAAUUUGAAUGCAUGGGAGGUCGCGCUCGGAGACGUCUUCCGAGCAAGCAACCGCCGUUACCUCGAAGUACGAGGCUACAGCGUGGAUGAUGUGGUUGCAUGGGCGUGGAUUUUGACCAGCAACGAUCCAUAUCAAGCAGCCUCGCGAUUGCUUUUGUUGGAAGCUGAUUAUAAAAAUCAAAAGAUAUCGACUAAUGGGCCUCGUGUCCCGCCCUUCAUUGUUUUGCUUCUCUUAAAAGAGCAUCAUCUAGAUCCUCAUGUCUUUCGGUUGUUACUUAUCCAUUCUUUACAUCUGAUGAGCGGUGAACCUCUCCCAAGUCUUGACAUACUGGGUCAGUCUUUGCAGACAGAGCAGGUACCCGCUACGGAAAGCAUAUACCCCAGAAGGCCUCAGGUCGAUGUAACUACUUGUAUGCUGUUGACCAAGCGUUUGAUACGGCAUGCGCGGCACGUAUGGCCCGAGGCUUUCCCUGUCGUUGCCCGCGCGGUUGCCCGAUUUUUGACCAUGCCAGGCACGGAAAGGACAGGCAAAUCAAUCCCCGACGAGUCAAAAGAUAGACGUUUCAGAACCCAAAUGGCCAACCUUUGUCUUUCAUUACUCUCCCUCCCCGCGAAAAUUCAUCCCUUCCGAUCAGCCUUCAUGCAACAACAAGCGCAAUUCGAGCUUCUUCGUGCCAUGGCCACUCAUAAGCCGGUUCUUCCUGUAACACGGGAAGGUUAUCGAGCCGUGGUUGCCGUUCAACUGGCCCAUAAAAAGACAACAGACGAGCGCCAAUCUGCAGACUUGAAAGCUCCCUCAUGGCCUCCCUGGAAGGAAGAAAAACUUGGAAUUGAUGCUCAACGAGGAAAUGAAGGUCUCCACAGUCGUGCAAUGAACGUACUGUCUCAAAUGAAAGAAGCAGGGUAUUCCCCCCGGCUCUGGGAGGAGAUUUCUUCUAUCUUGGCUGGUUGGGAUACCGAUGGCAGCCCGACAGUUCAAACAAGGUCUCUUGCUCCGCCACGAGAGUCUUGGCCGCUGAAAAGUCGCCAGGAUCGUGAUCACCACCUCAUGUGGGUUGCACGAAUUCGCGCCACUCGAACUGUACGUGAAGCCUGGGCUUGUUUCUUAUCUUACCAGGAUCAUGGCCUGCCUCCAAAAGCUGCGAUGUACGCUGCGAUGGCCGAAAAAUUGUUGUAUCGCCAAAAUUUGGCUGGUAGUGAUUUUGAUCGGGCUAGUCUGACUCUGCCGGGCGACGGGCGGGAGGUUUACGCAGAACCGGCUUCGGCACGGGACGUUAUCUAUGUGCGCUCAGAACCGCCAUCAUUAAACGAAUUUUUGGACGAAAUGAUCUCUCAUGAUAUUCUUCCUUCUGGCAGGCUGCUUGCCCUCCUUUUGUUGUCUGCCCCAACUUUGCGUUCGGGACUGGUUUACCUACAUGCCAGCAGUCUUACCGAGGACCAGAUCAUAGGGCUAUGUACUGUAUGGCGUCAUCCAUCGGAGUACCAAGAAAAGCAUCUUAGAGCCCUUGAAGCUCUGCCGGACGUCAUAUUCGGUGCCUUUAUCAAGUUUUUGUGCAAACAUUCGCCUUUAACCGUCAGUAAAUGUGCCAAGGAUGUCUUCAUGGCCGACCGGACCGAGUUUGACGUUGAAUUUCCAACCCAAUAUGAACCCGAUGGGCCUAUUGCCUUUCUUUCCGAAAACCAGGAAGAUCUAGGACCAGCAGGCCACCCGCUAGCAUUUUGGCAUGCUACUCAGUUAGUCAAAUUACGCCAACCGCCUUGCCGCUGGGCCUGGCAUAAUCUUCUUUCUGCCUUCCACCUUGAUCCCAUUGGUGGACAACAAACAGCACGCACCAAGCGAUUUGUUCGCCUAGUGGCGUGGCAUGGCAUUGGUCAAGUCUUAACCUGGAUGCGUGCGCGCAAUAUUGCACCUGGGCCAAAUGAUUUCCAGUCCUUAUGUGUAACGUUCAGCAGAGCGAUUGAUGCUGGAAUCAAACAACCCGAACUAGUAGAAAAGGCAACCAGACUCUAUCAAGUCUCUGCUAAGUUCCCAGAAACCGAUGAUCGUGAUCACUUCGAUGUUCUGGUUGAAAAUGGCCUGUCUCUUCUUAAGGCUCACUUUGAUCAGCUGGUUCUCCCUUCUGCACAAACCUCUGGUGUUGCGGAGCGAAGCAUAUUUGCCAUGGAUAGUGAGACGGACUCACUUAUCACCACGCCUUCUCUUCUUCAUGUCCCGUCAUAUGCAACACUACACAGCUUUGUGCGGGCCAUGGGAAUGGUUGGAGACGAUGACGGCCUGUUACAUCUGCUGCGGUGGAUGAGUCGGUCAUCUGCUUUGCUGAACGAGGUUGCUGAAGAACGUCUAAACGGGAGCCAAAUGAUGCGUCAGACCUUAGUUGCUACCCGAAUGUACCUGCAGAAGCUACACCCCCAGUCUGUUACGGAUGAUCGGAAUGAUAAGAUAUCAUCGGACUCUAAGCUGGAGGAGGCAUACGACAUAGUCAGUCGGACACCAGGCUGGGAAUGGCCCGAUCUGGCAGAGGUUGAGGAAUAUGUGAAUGUAUAA